GGCCCCUCCGCAGGAAAUGCGCCCGUGGAACGCUCUACCCUCUUCGCAAUCAGUCGCCCCCGACCUCCCCAGCCUCGCGGGUGCCCGGAGGACCUGUUGUGCCGGGUCCGGAAUGCGCGUUUCGGUCCCUUUACCUUGAGGGCGUGGGGAGGGAAUGCGACUCUUUUCGCCCAGGGCCGUGGACUCGCGGCUUGUUGGCUCCUAAGUCAGGGCUUGAGGGGAUCGUCCGCCGAGGGGGUGGCUCCGCAGCCAGCCUACGCGAGUGCAUUCCCUCGCGGGGACCCGCCUUCCGAGGCCAGGAUGAGCGUUACCGGCCCCCUGACCUCCCGCAGAGCCACACGUUUGCUGGAGACUGAACCAUUGCAAGGAAGAGAUGAAGACGCAGUAGCCAGUGCUGACUACUCUAGCAUGCUCUCUGAGGAGGAAAAGGAAGAGUUAAAGGCAGAGUUAGUGCAGCUAGAAGACGAAAUUACAACACUACGACAAGUUUUGUCAGCGAAAGAAAGGCAUCUGGUUGAGAUAAAACAAAAACUCGGCAUGAACCUGAUGAAUGAAUUAAAACAGAACUUCAGCAAAAGCUGGCAUGACAUGCAGACUACCACUGCCUACAAGAAAACACAUGAAACCCUGAGUCACGCAGGGCAGAAGGCGACUGCAGCUUUCAGCAAUGUUGGGACGGCCAUCAGUAAGAAGUUCGGAGACAUGAGGUCUCACUCCAUUGGCUACUCCAUUCGCCAUUCCAUAAGUAUGCCUGCUAUGAGGAAUUCUCCUACUUUCAAAUCAUUUGAGGAGAGGGUUGAGACAACUGUCACAAGCCUCAAGACGAAAGUAGGCGGGAUGAACCCUAAUGGAGGCAGUUUUGAGGAGGUCCUCAGCUCCACGGCCCAUGCCAGCGCCCAGAACUUGUCAGGAGGCUCCCGGCGGACCAAGGAGGAGGAGCUGCAGUGCUAAGUCCGUCAGUGUGGCUGCAUCCAGAAACCAGCCACUGGCCAGCCCAUGUCUGCCUGUGCUUAUCCAGAUAAGAAGAUCAAAAUCCCGCUGGGGAAAACCCAGGCUUUGACGUUGUUAUUCAAAUGGCCCCUCCAGAAAGUUUAAUGAUUUCCAUUUGUAUCUGUGUUGAUGAUGGACCACUUGACCAUCACAUUUCAGUAUUCAUAGAUGAUUGUCAUCUUUUAAAAUGUUCCCACUUGAGCAGGUACACAACUGGUCAUAACUCUUGUCUGUGUAAUUUGAUGUAUAUUUUCCACACAUGUAGCUAUUGUUUGCUUUGAUUUCUGCUUGGCCUCCUUUAUGAUGUGCAUGUCCUUGAAGGCUGAGUGACAGUCCCUUUCAGUUCAGCAGAUCAACAGGAUGGAGCUCUUCAUGACUGUCUCCAGCAAUAGGAUGAUUUACUAUAAAUUUCAUCCAAAUACUUGUGAUCUCUCUCACCUACAUCGAUUAUGUAUGUUAAUUUCAGCAAUUAAAAUAAUUGAUUUUAAUGA
Molecule: messenger RNA, 1481 nt
Organism: Cebus imitator (Panamanian white-faced capuchin)
Lineage: Eukaryota; Metazoa; Chordata; Mammalia; Primates; Cebidae
Gene: TPD52L1
Product: TPD52 like 1
Exons: 8
Coding region: 301-951 (216 amino acids)
Biological process (GO): positive regulation of MAP kinase activity; positive regulation of apoptotic signaling pathway
Cellular component (GO): cytoplasm
Source: RefSeq, a predicted model, not a curated record